UCCAGCAGAAACAAAACCAGCCGCCGAGGCGGGGGCGGGGAGCCGGGGCGGGGGAGGAGCGCGCCGGAACCGGAACCGACUUGACGCCGGAACCGGAACCGAGAGCGGGUUGCCAGGGCCCGAAGGGCUGGCGGCGGCGCCUCGCUCGGCUGUCACUUCCUUGCUGGUGAAUUGGCCGCAGAGAGUUGCCAAGAUAGCUGGGCCGGGAAGAAAGCGCCGUAGCCCUGACCCAGACGCCGUCGCCCACCCCGGGGCCCUCUGGCUGUCAACCAAGCGUCUCAAGAUGUCUGGUGGGGCCAGUGCCAUGGGCCCGAGGAGAGGGUCCCCCGGGCUGGAGGAGGCCGCCAGCAAGAAGAAGCAGAAGGACCGAGUCAACCAGGAGAGCAAGGACGGAGACCCUCGGAGGGGAGGCUCCGUGUCCACUCCUCAAGAGGAGCAGGCCAAAGAGGAGGUGCUGCUCGAGUGGAAGCAGAACGCAGAUGAGGUGGUGGUGAAGCUGCGCGUGGGAGGAGGCCCCCUGCGGCUGGAGGAGGUGGACGCCGCGUUCACAGACACGGACUGCGUGGUGCGGUUUCCAGGUGGUCAGCAGUGGCGCGGUGUUUUCUAUGCCGAGAUCGAAAGUUCUCGCGCCAAAGUGCAGACUCGGAAAGGUGGCCUCCUCCAGCUGGCGCUGCCCAAGAAGGUGCCUCUGCUCACCUGGCCUUCUCUCCUGAAGAAACCUCUAGGGAUGCGGGAGUCGGUGCCAGGGCUGCGGUGCCAGGAGAACGGGCAGGAGUCCGCCCCCGUCGCCCUGGAGCCAGCCCCGGAGCCCCGGCGGGCCAAGCAGGAGGCCCGGAACCAGAAGCGGGCCCAGGGCCGUGGUGAGGUGGGGGCGGGGGCUGGCCCCGGGGCCCAGGCAGGGCCCAGUGCCAAGAGGGCUGUGCACCUCCGAAGAGGGCCUGAGAGGGAAGGCUGCAGAGAGGGCCCCGGGCCUCAGGGCGAGGCCCCCCCCUUCCUGGCGGAGGCCGCCGCCCAGGCUGAGGCCGAGGAGCCGCUGCGGGUCCCGCCACUGGAGCCCCAGCCCUGCCUCCUGGGCUCGGAGGGGCAGCCGGCGCUGCUGGCUGGAGAGAAGGCAGCGCCGCCCAGGAGCGACCCGGUCUCUCCGGGCCUGCCCCGGAGCAGAGCCCCCGAGAAAGGUGACCGUUCCCGAGCGAAGGCGGAGGCAGCAGGCGCUGUGUCCCUGGUGCCUGGUAAAGAGCCGGAGCCCAUGGUGAGCCUGGACUUCGUCAAGAACGACUCGUACGAGAAGGGGCCGGACGCGGUGGUGGUGCACGUGUACGUGAAGGAGAUCUGCAGGGAGGCCGCGCGCGUGCUCUUCCGCGAGCAGGACUUCACGCUUGUCUUCCAGACCAGGGACGCCAACUUCCUGCGGCUGCACCCGGGCUGCGGGCCCCACACCGUCUUCCGCUGGCAGGUGAAGCUCAGGAACCUCAUUGAGCCCGAGCAGUGCACCUUCUGCUUCACAGCCUCUCGCAUCGACAUCUGCCUGCGGAAGCGGCAGAGCCAGCGCUGGGGGGGCCUGGAGGCCCCCGCCGCACGAGGUGCAGUGGGUGGUGCAAAGGUUGCCGUGCCGACAGGCCCAACCCCUCUGGACUCAACGCCCCCGGGAGGCGCUCCGCACCCCCUGACCAGCCAGGAGGAGGCCCGGGCUGUGGAGAAGGAGAAGCCCAAGCCCCGAGCUGAGGACACGGGGCUGGACGGCGUGGCGGCCCGCGCCCCCCUGGAGCACGGGGCCCCCAAGCCGGAGCCUCACUUGGCCUCACCCAAGCCCACGUGCAUGGUGCCGCCCAUGCCCCACAGCCCUGUGAGCGGGGACAGCGUGGAGGAGGAGGAGGAGGAGGAGAAGAAGGUGUGCCUCCCGGGCUUCACCGGGCUGGUCAACCUGGGCAACACCUGCUUCAUGAACAGCGUCAUCCAGUCGCUGUCCAACACGCGCGAGCUGCGCGACUUCUUCCACGACCGCUCCUUCGAGGCCGAGAUCAACUACAACAACCCGCUGGGCACCGGGGGCCGCCUGGCCAUCGGCUUUGCCGUGCUGCUGCGGGCGCUGUGGAAGGGCACCCACCACGCCUUCCAGCCCUCCAAGCUGAAGGCCAUCGUCGCCAGCAAGGCCAGCCAGUUCACCGGCUACGCCCAGCACGACGCCCAGGAGUUCAUGGCCUUCCUGCUGGACGGGCUGCACGAGGACCUGAACCGCAUCCAGAACAAGCCCUACACGGAGACCGUGGACUCGGACGGGCGGCCCGACGAGGUGGUGGCCGAGGAGGCGUGGCAGAGGCACAAGAUGAGGAACGACUCCUUCAUUGUGGACCUGUUCCAGGGCCAGUACAAGUCCAAGCUGGUGUGCCCCGUGUGCGCCAAGGUCUCCAUCACCUUUGACCCCUUCCUCUACCUGCCGGUGCCCUUGCCCCAGAAGCAGAAGGUCCUCCCCGUCUUCUUCUUCGCCCGGGAGCCGCACAGCAAGCCCGUCAAGUUCCUGGUGAGCGUCAGCAAAGAGAACUCGAGCGCCAGCGAGGUGCUGGACGCCCUGGCACAGAGGGUCCACGUGCAGCCCGAGAACCUGCGUCUGACCGAGGUGGUGAAGAGCCGUUUCCACCGCAUGUUCCUGCCCUCCCACUCGCUGGACACUGUGUCCCCCUCGGACCUGCUCCUCUGCUUCGAGCUGUUGUCCCCCGAGUUGGCUAAAGAGCAGGUGGUGGUGCUGGAGGUGCAGCAGCGCCCCCAGGUGCCCAGCAUCCCCAUCUCCAAGUGCGCGGCCUGCCAGCGGAAGCAGCAGCCCGAGGACGAGAAGCUGAAACGCUGUACCCGGUGUUACCGCGUGGGCUACUGCAACCAGCUCUGCCAGAAAACCCACUGGCCUGACCACAAGGGCCUCUGCCGCCCUGAGAACAUCGGCUUCCCCUUCCUGGUCAGCGUGCCCGCCUCCCGCCUCACCUACGCCCGCCUCGCCCAGCUGCUGGAGGGCUAUGCCCGGUAUUCCGUGAGCGUCUUCCAGCCGCCCUUCCAGCCCAGCCGCAUGGCCUUGGAGCCCCCUGGCCACACGGCGCUGCACUCGGGCUCUCCGGAGGCCGGGGACGGCGAGAGGGAGUCCCUGCCGCCUCCGGAGCCCCAGAUGCUGCCGCCCGCGGCGGAGGGGGACGUGGUGCCCCGGGCGUGGGCGGCCCCUGACCGGGGACCGGUGCCCAGCACCAGUGGCGUUGCCUCUGAGAUGCUGGCCGGCGGGCCCGCGGAAGGGGGCUCCUCGCCUGCGGGGGAGAAGCUGCCCCGGCCGGAAGCUGCCGUGCCCGGGUACCAGCACCCGAGUGAAGCCACCAACCCCCACACAUCCCAGUUCCUGAUCUAUAAGAUCGACACGUCCAACCGGGAGCAGCGGCUGGAGGAUAAAGGAGACGCCCCGCUGGAGCUGGACGAGGACUGCAGCCUGGCGCUCGUCUGGCGGAACAACGACCGGCAGCCGGAGUUCGUGCUGGUGGCCUCCAAGGAGCUGGAGUGUGCCGAGGACCCCGGCUCUGCCGGCGAGGCCGCCCGCGCCGGCCACUUCACCCUGGACCAGUGCCUCACCCUCUUCACGCGGCCCGAAGUGCUGGCCCCCGAGGAGGCUUGGUACUGCCCGCAGUGCAAGCAGCACCGCGAGGCCUCCAAGCAGCUGCUGCUGUGGCGCCUGCCCAACGUGCUCAUCGUGCAGCUCAAGCGCUUCUCCUUCCGCAGCUUCAUCUGGCGCGACAAGAUCAACGACCUGGUGGAGUUCCCCGUCCGGAACCUGGACCUGAGCAAGUUCUGCAUCGGCCAGAAGGAGGAGCAGCUGCCCAGCUACGACCUGUACGCCGUCAUCAACCACUACGGCGGCAUGAUCGGCGGCCACUACACCGCCUGCGCCCGCCUGCCCAGUGACCGCAGCAGCCAGCGCAGCGACGUGGGCUGGCGCUUGUUUGAUGACAGCACGGUGACCACGGUGGACGAGAGCCAGGUGGUGACGCGCUACGCCUACGUCCUCUUCUACCGCCGGCGCAACUCGCCCGUGGAGAGGCCCCCCCGGGCAGGCCACGCCGAGCGCCACGCAGACCUCGGCCCCGCAGCCGAGGCUGCCGCCAGCCAGGCUUCCCGGAUUUGGCAGGAGCUGGAGGCCGCGGAGGAGCCGGUGCCCGAGGGGCCUGCGCCCCGGGGUUCCUGGGGGCCCCAGGACUGGGUGGGCCCCCCGCCAUGCGGCCCCCCCACCCCAGAUGAGGGCUGCCUCCGGUACUUUGUUCUGGGCACCGUGGCAGCCUUGGUGGCCCUCGUGCUCAACGUGUUCUAUCCUCUGGUGUCCCAGAGUCACUGGAGAUGAGCGGGCUCGGCCGCCGCUGUGAGCCGCCCGUCCGCCCCCCGGCAUGCUGCCUCUGGGGCCAGCCCUGGGCUCGGGCUCUGUGUGUGGAGGGAGAGGGUCUGUGGCUCCUGCAGGGGCAGAGCAAACAGGGUGGUGUCCAUCCAGCUGUCCGUCCGUCCGUCCUGCUGCUCUGAGCUUGGCCUGGGCCUGGCCCUGCCCACCAGCUUCCUGUAUUUAAAGCGUCAAUAAAGCGAGACUGUCCAGGCUGA
Pipistrellus kuhlii (Kuhl's pipistrelle) is the source of this 4611-nucleotide messenger RNA. It is a transcript of the gene USP19, whose product is annotated as ubiquitin specific peptidase 19. Gene Ontology annotation, biological process: protein deubiquitination. The transcript is spliced from 27 exons. Lineage: Eukaryota; Metazoa; Chordata; Mammalia; Chiroptera; Vespertilionidae. Gene Ontology annotation, molecular function: cysteine-type deubiquitinase activity. Bases 284 to 4363 code for a protein of 1359 amino acids. The record is from RefSeq and is a predicted model, not a curated record.